Molecule: messenger RNA, 1841 nt
Organism: Megalobrama amblycephala (Wuchang bream)
Lineage: Eukaryota; Metazoa; Chordata; Actinopteri; Cypriniformes; Xenocyprididae
Gene: elovl8b
Product: ELOVL fatty acid elongase 8b
Exons: 8
Coding region: 192-986 (264 amino acids)
Biological process (GO): very long-chain fatty acid biosynthetic process; sphingolipid biosynthetic process; fatty acid elongation, saturated fatty acid
Cellular component (GO): endoplasmic reticulum membrane
Molecular function (GO): fatty acid elongase activity
Source: RefSeq, a predicted model, not a curated record
AGUUUUUCUUUCAAUAGUUCAGUGCACUUUUGGAUAACAGCUGAUAACACACUAUUUCCCAUAUUACUCAAAUAAUUUUGUGAAAGUUUAAAGUUCCCAUCUGACCGUGCGCUUGAUCUCAACUCUUCCACACACUGCGAUACAUUUAUAUUUGUCCUCGGUAAUAGAGCAUUCCUAUAUUAGCGUCAUCUAUGGAAACAACGUGGCAGAGAGUGGAAUCCAUGCACCGCUGGAUUCUAGAAAAUGGGGAUAAGCGGACGGACCCGUGGCUUCUAGUUUACUCUCCUGUACCGAUCAUAUGUAUAUUUUUGUGCUAUCUUGGUGUUCUUUGGAUUGGACCCAAACUUAUGACACACAAGGAGCCAGUGAACCUAAAAGCAGUGCUUAUUGUGUACAACUUUUCUAUGGUUGUUUUGUCUGUUUACAUGUUCCAUGAGUUCUUGGUCACCUCUUGGCUGGCAAACUACAGUUAUCUGUGUCAACCUGUGGACUACAGUCCCAGUCCACUGGGAAUGAGGAUGGCCAGUGUAUGCUGGUGGUUCUUCUUCUCUAAAGUCAUUGAGCUUAGUGAUACAGUCUUUUUCAUCCUAAGAAAAAAGAAUAGCCAACUCACAUUUCUACAUGUGUAUCAUCAUGGUACUAUGAUCUUCAACUGGUGGGCAGGAGUUAAAUUUCUGGCAGGAGGUCAAUCAUUUUUCAUUGGGCUGCUGAACACUUUUGUUCAUAUUGUGAUGUAUUCCUACUAUGGCCUGGCUGCCCUGGGGCCUCACAUGCAGAAGUAUCUGUGGUGGAAGCGCUACCUCACCUCACUGCAGCUGGUCCAGUUUGUCUUGUUGACUCUUCACACUGGAUACAACCUCUUCACCGAGUGUGACUUCCCUGAUUCCAUGAAUGCAGUUGUGUUUGCAUACUGCAUCAGCCUCAUUAUACUUUUCAGCAACUUUUACUACCAGAGCUACAUAACCAGGAAGAGCAAGAAGUCUUAACAGCUGGUCCACAUGUUAAGGAAGACUAUUUUUCCAUCGAUGUUCACAUUAAAAUGUGCCUCAGCUAUAUUGAGUCAUAUAUCAAACCACUGACCUUAUAUCUAUUGUGGGUUAUAAAUAUAACUUGUCUAAUAGAGAUGUGGCAUUUUUUUUUUUUUUUUUUUUUUUUGUAUGUAUGUAUUUUGGGGCGGUGAAAUCUCCUGCUAUGUCAUCAAAUAAAAUAUAACUUGAAUGCAUCAGACGCUAUAAACAGCUUUGUAUUAUCACAUCUCUAUUAACAAUAGUGAAGUGUGCACUAGAUGGCACUACAGUAAGUAACGUUACGUAACUUGACUGCGUAGAUGUUCUCUUCUCGCGUGAAUUCUCGCGAUACGCGCAGAAAGUAGGCUUGUUUGAGAUAAGCAAAUUCUGCGCAGAACCGGUGAUCACCGCGAGAUGCAUGCCGGUUAGAAAUGUCUCCGAGGGGGCCGCCUUGUUCUGUCAUGCCGACGUGUGUCAAAAAGUGUCCCGACGGCGAGGCGGCCUCAUCGGAUUCUGCAGUCGAGCACAGUUGCUCUCCACCGACUGCGCUGACCAAAAGCACGAUGGGAAACGACUUGAUGAAACGACACAGCUUAAUGCUUAUUGGUGUAAACAGCCAUCUCUUUUAAAAUGUUUGAUUUUAAAACUCCAAUAGCAUGUUUUUAUGUGUAAAAAUAAUGUGCAAAUAUUCCCAAACUCUCUUGACACUGCGAUCUCUCCAUGGGUUAUGUGAUUGUUGUCAUAUUUAUAAAAAUAUAUAAAAACAUGUCUAUAAUUAUAGAAAAAAUGAGUGAUACACACAUCUUUUGAAUGGAAAUAAAUAACAAGUACUUU